Molecule: messenger RNA, 8073 nt
Organism: Ahaetulla prasina
Lineage: Eukaryota; Metazoa; Chordata; Lepidosauria; Squamata; Colubridae
Gene: PLXNB2
Product: plexin B2
Exons: 37
Coding region: 271-5799 (1842 amino acids)
Biological process (GO): regulation of cell migration; regulation of cell shape; semaphorin-plexin signaling pathway involved in axon guidance
Cellular component (GO): semaphorin receptor complex
Molecular function (GO): protein binding; semaphorin receptor activity
Source: RefSeq, a predicted model, not a curated record
UAUGCUUACAGAUAUACAGUCUUCCUGUUUUUAGAGCAUUUUAUGGUACUUGAAGAAAGCCUGCAGGGGAUAAGUGUCCCAGUUAUCAAGGAAUUAUCAUAUGAAUCACUACAGAUGCCGGCCGGAAGGCAUCUGCAGCUGAUAACAGAGCUCUGGAUCCGGCAUCUGAAGGCAAAACGGAGGCCAGGGCAAUGCAUGUGAGUAACGGCAAGCGGUCGCAGAAGAAGGCAAGGCAGUGUCAGGGUGUGCAAGACCUGGUACCACAGAGAAAUGGCUUUAUGGAUUUGGAUAUUGAGCAUCCUGAGCAACUCCUGCAUUUCUUGUGCAUUAAGGUCAAAGAAAUGGGAUAUGUACCAGAGUAGGACAGAACUUAGUCACCUGGCAGUGAACCACGAUACGGGGACAGUCUAUUUAGGAGCCGUAAACACCCUGCAUCAACUCACAAAAGACUUGAAACCCUCAAUAGAUGAAGUAAUCACUGGGCCACAUUUGGAUAACAAAAAAUGCACACCUCCCAUUGAAGAAAGCCAGUGCUCUGACAAACAAAUGACAGACAAUUACAACAAAUUACUGUUGGUGGACACGCAAGAGAAAAGAAUAGUCGUUUGUGGGAGUCUAUUUAGGGGCAUAUGCUCCAUAAGAGAACUUGAAAAUAUUUCCAACAGGACUUACUAUGAGACUGGCAGUGGAGAGAAAUCUUUUGUUGCAAGUAAUGAUGAGAAUGUAGCCACGGUGGGGCUGAUCACCUCCUUGAAAAAAGGCCGAAUGAUGUUUGUGGGGAAGGGCAAUGGGGGAAAUGACAACGGGGUCAUAAUCAGCACUCGACAGCUUUUUAAUGGAGAUGGGAGAGAGAUUUUUGAAUUGUACGCGGAUCCUGCUGCUAUUAAAUCGGCAUACCCUUACUCAAGCUCACAGCAGUUCCUCUAUAUCUUUGAGGACAAUAAGUUUGUUUAUUUUAUUUUCAAUCAGAAUGAGAGGCAGGCCACUAUAAAUAGGACACUUAUUGGGCGACUCUGCAAAGAAGAUGAACAUUAUCAUUCCUAUUUUGAAAUGGACUUGGAGUGUAAAGAUGACACCGGCCCUUUCAAUCAAAGCAAUGCAAUCUAUGCUUCUGUCCAUGGGGAACACCCAACACAUCAUCUAGCAUCCUCAGAGCAAGCUUUUGAGGCCCCACCACAGGACAAGCUGCUCAUUGGCCUUUUCAGGAGGAUGGAAAAAGACUCCUUGGUGUCUGCCAUGUGUGUUUAUAAUUUGAGCGAUAUCAACAAAAAAAUGGAAGAAUACAGGGAGAAAUGUUAUACAAAGGAUUCGCGUAAUGUAUUUUACAAACCAUUCAGAACAGAAAAUGCUCCAUGCAAAACUAUGUCGCACCAGAAUUCAAGUGUAACAUUUCCCUGUGGCUCUGAACAUUUGCCGUAUCCUUUGGGAAGCAAAGAAGGAAUUUCUGCAGAACCUGUGUUCAAAAAGGAAGGGAUAAAUUUAACAGCAGUGACCUUUGCUGUGGAGAAUGGGAAGACUGUAGUAUUUGUUGGAACAUCAGAUGGCAGAAUUCUGAAGGUAGCUUUGUCAAAUCCUGCAAAGGAAUAUGCUAGCAUUCUUAUUGAAAAAAACAAGCCUAUAAAAAAGGAUCUUCUUCUUGAUGCUGUCCAUGAGAACUUAUAUGUGAUGACUACAGAUAAGGUAUUUCGUUUGCCUGUUCAAGAUUGUGUUAGUUACUCAACCUGUAACCUUUGCACCCAAGCACGAGAUCCUUACUGUGGCUGGUGUGUAACAGAAGGAAAAUGCACAAGGAAAAAGGACUGUGGAAGAUCAGCUAGGGAAAAUAAUUGGCUUUGGAGUCCUAAUGGUGUUUGUUUGAGUAUAACAAGUGCUAACCCUCAAAAUAUGAGCCGGAAAGUUCUGAGCAAGGUAGAAUUUACUAUAAGCCCUUUGCCAGACUUAAAUGAAGAUGACCAGCUUUGGUGUCAGUUUGGUGAAAUGAGGCAGAAGGCAGAGAAACAAGGUGAUGCUGUUAUCUGCCAACCUCCAAAUCAAAUUCCUCCAACAACCAAAGGCCAAGAUUCUGUCCUGGUUCUGGUAAAUCUAACCUUUGGAGAUAAUAUAUUUUUUGCAUCGGGUACAUAUCCUUUUUAUGACUGUGGAGAAGCUAUAAAUCAUAUUGAAAAUGAGCCGUGUUAUUCCUGUGCAAGCAGUAGAUGGAAUUGCCAAUGGGACUGGAAGAAUCAUGUCUGUGAAGAUGCUUCUGUAGAGCAGGAUGUGAUUAAACAGAAUAUGGAAGAAGAAUGUCCACACUUUUUAAAUCCCAGUCCUGAAAUAAUACCAAUGGAGGUCUCAACAAAAGUUUAUUUUGAAGGAAAGAAUCUAGAUAAUUAUCAGGAUAGAACUUUCAAAAUUGGAAAUAAUCAGUUUGAAUUUGAGACCACAGUGGAAGAAACAGAAAAUGGAAAAUAUUUCUUUGAAAGCCCAGAGAUUACCAAUAUUGAAAAUGAAACUCUACCAUUGAGUUUAUUCAUCAAAACAGAUAAAGAUAAAAUUGAUAGCAAGUUAAUUGUGACUUUAUAUAGCUGUUCUUAUGGUCGGGAUGACUGCAGCUUAUGUCUUGCGGCUGAUCCACAGUACCAGUGUGUCUGGUGUGAAGCCAGCGAUGGUUGUGUUUUCACAAAACGUUGCUUAUUUUCUACAACUACCUGUCCUGCUCCAGUCAUUACUCAGAUUGAACCAAAGAAUGGACCUUUAAGUGGUGGGAUUUUGUUAACGAUAAGAGGAUCUAACUUGGGCGUAAAGGCUGAAGAUGUUGAAGAAAUAAUGGUAGCCAACACUGAAUGUCAAUUUAGAAAAGAAUUCUACUCUGUUUCUACCAAAAUUGUAUGUGAAGUUGGGCAUGGAUCAGUAGAAAAAACAGGUGAAAUUCAAGUUAAUAUAAAUGGACAAUACGGCACAUCCACAAAUGAAGUGCAAUUUACAUAUCAGGAUCCUAUACCUACAGGAAUAAAUCCUCUGAGAGGUCCCCAAGCUGGAGGAACAGUUCUAACUAUCAGUGGCACAAACUUAGCCACAGGUUCUAUUCAAGAUGUUAGUGUUUACCUUGAUGAAGGACCCUGUAGAGUUAUCUCAUUUGGGCAAGAAAUCGUUUGUGUAACUGGACCAAACAGCAAGAAGGGGCCUGUUUCUGUAACCUUACAGCAUGGAAACACCAAAAAAGAAAUACAAAAUGUACAAUUUACUUAUAGUGAAAACCCUACUGUUAGCAAGAUCACCCCUGAAGUCAGCAUUCGCAGUGGAGGACGAAAUAUUACUGUACUUGGUGCUGGGUUUGAUAUCAUUCAGAAGUUCUCUGUGGAACUUAAAUUCAAGCCUUUUACAGAUAUAUCAUCAAGGAGAAGGAGGAGGAGACAAAUAGAGAGACAUCGAAAGUUUGAAGGAAAAACCAUCUCGAAAAUCAAUGAUACUGCAUUAGUCUUCUUAUCUCCACCAGUACUGGAAGAUCCAGAACAUUAUCAAAUUUUUAUACUUAUUAAAAUGGAUGGUCAUGUGGUGGAGCGUCAGGACUUUCAAUAUGUUGCUGAUCCAACUUUUGAAAACUUUACCGAUGGAGUCAAAAAGCAGGUCAACAAACUUAUUCAUGCAAAGGGUAGUAAUCUGAACAAAGCAAUGACAAUCGAUGAGGCUCGUGCAUUUGUAGGAGAAGAACCCUGCAACAUAACAACUCUAACUGAGAAGGAUUUAUAUUGUGAACCGCCUGAAGAUCAACCUUUACCCAAGCGGAGGCAAAAAAGAGAUACGGUCAACAACCUUCCAGAAUUCAUCGUAAAAUUUGGCUUCAAAGAAUGGGUCCUAGGAAGAGUGGAGUAUGCUCAAGUCAGCGAUGUGCCACUGAGUCUGAUUUUGACAUUGGUAAUUAUCCCCAUGGUGGCCAUUAUCAUCAUCUCAGUCAUUUGCUACAGACGGAAAAGUCAACAAGCAGAACGAGAAUACGAAAAAAUUAAAUCACAACUCGAAGGCUUGGAGGAAAGCGUCAGAGAUCGGUGCAAAAAGGAAUUUACAGAUUUAAUGAUAGAAAUGGAGGAUCAGACAAAUGACAUCAAUGAAGCAAGAAUUCCGGUGCUCGACUACAAAACCUAUACAGACAGAGUCUUCUUUCUGCCCUCUAAAGAUGGAGAAAAAGAUGUAAUGAUCACUGGAAAAUUGGACAUUCCUGAAGCCAGACGGCCAACUGUAGAACAGGCGUUGAAUCAGUUCUCCAAUCUGCUCAACAGUAAAUCAUUCCUUAUUAACUUCAUUCACACGUUGGAAAAGCAAAAGGAAUUUUCUGCCCGUGCAAAAGUAUAUUUUGCAUCUCUUUUGACCGUGGCUUUGCAUGGGAAGCUAGAAUACUAUACUGACAUCAUGAGGACCUUGUUUUUGGAACUUAUGGAGCAGUAUGUUGUGGCCAAAAAUCCUAAACUGAUGCUCCGAAGAUCUGAAACUGUUGUGGAAAGAAUGCUUUCUAAUUGGAUGUCCAUUUGUCUGUAUCAGUACCUCAAGGAUAAUGCUGGGGAGCCUCUUUAUAAAUUGUUCAAAGCUAUCAAACAUCAAGUAGAGAAAGGACCAGUAGAUGCUGUGCAAAUGAAAGCCAAAUACACACUGAAUGACACUGGUUUGUUGGGAGAUGAUGUAGAGUAUUCACAAUUGACUGUAAAUGUGAUUGUUCAAGAUGAAGGCACAGAAUCCAUACCUGUAAAAGUGCUCAACUGUGAUACCAUUUCUCAAGUAAAAGAAAAGAUCAUAGAGCAAGUAUAUCGAAAUCUGCCUUACUCACAGUGGCCAAAGCCUGACAGUGUUGUUCUUGAGUGGCGUCCAGGAUCUACUGCACAGAUACUCUCAGACUUGGAUUUAACGUCACAAAGGGAAGGGAGGUGGAAGCGCAUCAAUACCCUGAUGCACUAUAAUGUAAGAGAUGGUGCUACCCUCAUCUUGUCAAAAAUGGGGAUUUCUCAGCAGCCAGAAGAUCACCAACAAGACAUGCCAGAGGAACGACAUGCUUUAUUGGAAGAAGAAAAUAAGAUCUGGCAUCUAGUUCGACCAGUAGAUGAAGUUGAUGAAGGUAAAUCAAAAAGAGGGAGUAUGAAGGAGAAGGAAAGGACCAAAGCUAUCACUGAAAUCUACCUGACGAGGCUACUUUCUGUGAAGGGUACACUUCAACAAUUUGUAGAUAACUUUUUCCAUAGUGUACUUGAUUCACAUCAUGUUGUUCCACCAGCUGUGAAAUAUUUCUUUGACUUUCUUGAUGAGCAAGCAGAGAAGCAUGACAUCAAAGAUGAGGACACCAUCCACAUCUGGAAAACAAACAGCUUGCCCCUUAGGUUCUGGGUGAACAUUUUGAAAAAUCCCCAUUUCAUUUUCGAUGUUCACGUUCAUGAAGUAGUAGAUGCUUCCUUAUCAGUCAUCGCACAAACUUUCAUGGAUGCUUGCACAAGAACAGAGCACAAACUAAGCAGGGAUUCUCCAAGUAACAAGUUACUCUAUGCAAAAGAGAUCUCUACAUAUAAGAAAAUGGUGGAAGAUUAUUAUAGAGGUAUUCGCCAGAUGGUACAAGUGAGUGAUCAAGAUAUGAAUACACAUUUAGCAGAGAUUUCUCGAGCCCACACAGACUCAUUAAACACCCUUGUGGCUUUACACCAGCUCUACCAAUAUACUAACAAGUACUAUGAUGAGAUUAUAAAUGCACUAGAAGAAGACCCAGCUGCACAAAAAAUGCAGCUUGCUAUUCGAUUACAACAAAUAGCAGCUGCUUUAGAGCAUAAAGUGACUGACCUUUGAUUUGAAAGCUGCAAUAAAAAAGGCUGAUCUGAAGAUGUGUAAAUUCAUUCUCCCUAAUAAGAAAAUAGUGUUCUAUUUUUUAAUGUGUAAUUACAGUUUUAAAUGAAAAAACAAAAGGCUUCUUUUUUAUAUAGAACCACUGUAAUGUAAAGAGUUUUUACUGUAAAUUAUGCUUCUAAUUAAAAUCUUGUGUGGUGUAUAAAUGAAUUUCCAGAGGGACAUGAGGGAAGUCCAUAGGGGGAAGGGAGGGUGGGGGGCAGUUAUACUCAUUUAAUCAAAUAGUACAAUUUUUGAAACAUCAGCGUUUUUUAGAAGUCAUUAUGCUAGUAAAAUCACUACCUAUAAUUUCUUUAUAUUUUAAGCAAUAUUUGUACUAGAAAAAACAAUAGCAUAUUGGAAAGAUAAAUGCAAUAUCCCCUUUUAAUUUCAAUAACUGGAAAUAGCUUUUUUCCCCCUCUUUUUUUUUGAAAAACCUGUCAUCUAUCUUCUGCUUCUGAGGAGGAUAUAAACAAUUUAUUUGCGAUGACUUUCCUUUUAGGAGUUUGCAGUGGAUUGGGGUACUAUAUUUCUUUUACAUUCAUGUGAAUGUUAAAUGCUAAAACACGUGGUUGUAACUACUGCCCCCAAACCCACUUUUUCACAGUCUAAGGGAGAUGAUGCUGUAGGUUUAUUGUGAGGGUUUGGGUUUUUUUAAUCUUGGAAGGUGUCUUGGAAGUCUCUAAGAACAUAACUUUCAAUCUUGUGUGCCAGCUUUAGCAUACAACAUAAAUACUCGAACUUUGGAUGGUGUUUGUAUUCCUCAGUAGGAAAUGGGAUGAAGUCCCAAGGUACUUCUAAAGAGCCAAAGUUGAUCCAGUGUACCAUUGGCCCAAAAUGGAACCAGAAAGAUAGAAAACCCUUUUCUCUGACACUUUGAGUAAAGUGAUUGUUACGCAUGUCAAUCUACUGUUACAUUUGGAAUCUGCAAUACCCACCAUGGGCAGUUACCCUUGGGGCAUAGUUUUAGCUGCAUCAAGGAUAAUGCAAUGUACAUGGCUGCUUUUCUGAGUUAGCAAGUGUCUAAGAUUCAGAAAUACCUGGUUCUGAAUCUGGAUUAGGCUCUUCUUAUUUGCAGACCAUUUCUUAAAAUCCCUGAUGAAAAAACAAAUUCUAUUUGUUCAAAAGAUUGUCAAAUCAAACUGGCUUUUCCUUUUGUUCUUUUUUAAUUGUUAAUUAUUAUAUAUGCUAAUGUGCCUUACUUGUACUAAUUAUGUGGAUCUGAAUGGUUUUGUAAAGAGAAUCAUAUCAAAAAUAUUUAUGUGUGGUUUGAUGACUUUUGUGAGAAAAUUUGACCAGCAGAAUGCCUGUAAUUAGCUUUUUGCCAAUAAUGUGCAGUUUGACCUGAUUCAAAUAUGUGUAUCUUUGUUGAAAUGGUUCAUAGGAUUUUUAAAUCGAAUUUUCACAUUAUCCUGGGAAGAUUGCUAUUAGAUUGUUUUAAAACACAAGUAGAAACAAAGAAUACCCUGUUGUCUGAAAUAUAAAAUACUAAUUGUAAAGAAAUUCCAUGCCUUGUCAAGGAUAAACACUAUCUGAGCCUUGGAAAACUGCAGUGAAUAGAAUUAUUACCUUUGCAGUUGAAAUUAAAGUACCUUAUUGAGUAUGUAAUGUGUGUGGACAGUAUUAGCUUAUAGGCAAGUUUAUAAAAUUUGAUAUGUAAUCUUAAAAUGUCGUGUCACACAUGUAUACACACAUAAGCAAUCUCGGUUACAUUUAUUUUUCACAAUAAGAUGGAUUAUUUUGGUAAUUCAAUAGCAUUUUCCAGGUAGUGCUGUUCUUUGGUACUUUAAACCUGCUUUGCUCUUAACAUGAUAACAAUUUUAUUUGCUACCUCUCUCUGUAUUGAAGUUGAUCUCAGCUUUUGUCCUGACGUCAGUUUUAAAAUGUAUUUUAUUAAUCUUUUGAUUUCUGUAGAGUGAAUUACAGACAGUAUUGGCUGGUGACAAUGUCAUUGCCUACUGUAGGGGAAUUGCAGAAGCAAAAGAGGGAAACAGCAUACUGCUUUUCUUGUUUUCCUUUUGUUUUCUUACAUUGUAUGCACACCUUAGCAUAUGGAACUAUGAAUUGUUUGGAUGAGUUUACCUACGAAUUCUGGAUCAAACGAAUUCUGGAUCAAACUAAGCUUCUUUUACUCGCCUUCUGACUGAUCAACAAACAUGCUUACCUGCUUUGUUUUGUCUUUGUUUGUAAAUCCUGUUAAUUGUAAAUCAAAUACAAGGGGUUUUUGUUUUCCACAAA